AUGACGAGUAAAUAUUGUGUCGAUUUAUAUGCAAAUUGUCGAGAUCAUUCUCGGCAUAUCAGAGAGCUUAUUUACUUACUUUUCAAUUGGGUGACAAACGAAUUUACAGCUGACAUUCGUCGAAGUUUCAAUGCUGUUCAAUGCAUCAAAGUCUUUCCGAUGCCGGAAUCAAUCGCAUGGAAUUUAAUUGAAACUUCCUGUAAGCUUGCACACAAAGUAAUCCGAUGUGAAUCGAAGACAGACAAGAAUCGAGUUGAAAACCCAAGUUCAAGAGCGAAGCUUAACCUUGAACGACUUGUCAUGUCAUGGUGUAUGCAGGUGCUGAGUUCACUCACUGAACAAGACAAAAAAAAAACUGAUAAGAUGGAACAAUAA
This is a messenger RNA of Clunio marinus, 375 nucleotides long. Lineage: Eukaryota; Metazoa; Arthropoda; Insecta; Diptera; Chironomidae. The record is from the annotation of a GenBank genome assembly.